CAACAAAACACAACAAUAAUAACAACAACAACAACAACAAUACUACGAAAGCCAAAAACUUGGCUCCAUUCAUAAAGUAAAUACAAACAACGACCAGAAUCAGAAUCGGUUGUUAACCAAGUGCACUAGCCGGAUAUUGGAUAUACACCUAUAUAUCGGAUAUAAACAACAACCACAACACCACCACCAGGAAAAACUUGUCGCCUUCGUCUUCAACACCGCCCCCCAGUUGGUCCGUAAUUGGAGUCGUCUAUGGAUCGGAGUAAUAUAAUUAAGGAAACAGAAUGCCUCCAGUAGUAGCACUAUUGCCGGCCCUUGGAGCAGCAUCUGUUGUCGGCUCCCGCGCCUUCUAAAUGAGAGCCGGACCCGGAGCGCUCAGUAUCUGGAUCAGGGGUGUGAACAGAUAUUGCCGAGCAUGAAGCAACGGACUGAAGCUACGCAGCACUAUCCCUCAAUCAGCAGCCGAUUAGUAUCAAUCACAAGCCGUAUAGCAGGAGCCGGAGCUACAGAGACAUUUGGAAUAGUCAAAGGAACAGGAGCCGGAGCAGGAGUUGGAGCACCUGGUGGCAUAGACAGAUUCGCCAGUCAGAGGAGGAGGAGGUGGUGGUCGUCGGCCACAUAAGACUAAAUCCUUUCCCCCCCCCUUCACCCCCCAUCCCACCCAAACGGCAAAGGAGGAGCACAAGGGGCACGGAACUGCACAAGGAGCAGGAGCUGCCGGAGCUGCCGGAGGAGCGGAGCGGUGAGGAGACGGAGACGGCCCGGGCGUGUGUGUUUGUGGCUCGUGAGCUUGUGUGUGUGCCCAGUGUAUGAGCGUGUGUGUGUUGGCCGUCUCAGUCGAGCUCGAAACAGCAGCAACAUCAACAGUCAAACAUCAAGAGUAUAUCAGGAUCUCCUCCAGAUUCUUAAUCAAUUAAGAAGAUUGUGGAAAGAAAAAUCGUGAGAGAAGGAGAAAGCAACAAUUGAAGCAACACCACAACCACAAUCACAAUCUCCUUUAGAACUCCAACACAAGCCAUCUGAAGCAUCUGAAUCAGCAUCAGCACCACCAGCAUCAUGUCGUCCAGUGAGCCACCGCCCCGUUACGAGCCACCCGUGGAGCCAGUCAAUGGCAUUGUACAGCCACCGGUGGUGCCGCCGGCGGAGCGCCCCGGCCGCAAUACGAAUCAACUGCAAUAUCUGAUCAAGACGGUGAUGAAGGUGAUAUGGAAGCACCACUUCUCGUGGCCCUUCCAACAGCCCGUCGAUGCCAAGAAGCUCAACCUGCCCGACUACCACAAGAUCAUCAAACAGCCCAUGGACAUGGGCACGAUCAAGAAGCGGCUGGAGAACAACUACUACUGGUCCGCCAAGGAGGCCAUACACGACUUCAACACCAUGUUCAACAACUGCUACGUCUACAACAAGCCGGGCGAGGAUGUGGUCGUGAUGGCCCAGACCCUCGAGAAGGUCUUCCUCCAGAAGAUCGAGCUGAUGCCCAAGGAGGAGCUCGAACUGGAGCCGGUGACGGCCAAAGGUGGCAAGAAGAAGCAACGAGCACCGGCCACACCCAAAGCCGCAUCCUCGGGCUCGGGAGCAGUCGCUCCGGGUGCGGGGACGGUCAGUAGUGGCGGCGGCAGUAGCGCGAAUAAAGUAUCUGCCGCCUCAUCUGCGCAACAGUUGCCGGGCAUGGCGACGGGAGCCGGUGCCGGAUCAGCGACACCCGGUGGAGCGGGGUCCGGCGGCGGAGCGACUGCCUCCCGACCCGUAUCUGCCAUGGGCGGCACGGUUUCAUCAACGGCCGGCGGAGCACCGUCCAUACCACCGAUUAGCACAAUGCCACCGCACACGGUGCCGGGCAGCACCAACACCACUACGACGGCGAUGUCCGGAGCAGGAGCCACUGCUCCGGCAGCCGCCCUCAUGGCCAGCCUCCUCAAUCCCGGCCAGGUCGGUGGCUAUCCCGGCCAGACGGCGGUCAACAAUGCAUCGCUACUGGACCCCAACAGUGUAGCUGCGGCGGCGGCAGUGGCAGCAGCAGCAGCGGCGGUGGGAGGCCCACCCGGCUCACUGGGAGCACCAGGCGCCGGCGGUGGAGUCGGUGGAGCUGGGGCGGGCGGAGUGACAAUACCAACGGCUGCCGUGAACGCCGCCAACGCGGUACAGGCCUAUGUGAAUAGUACGGCGGGAGUGGGUGUCGGCGUCGGAGUCGGGGUCGGCGUUGGAGUCGAUGCCGUGAUACCGCAACAGCCCACCAAGGUGAAGAAGGGUGUCAAGCGGAAGGCGGACACCACCACGCCGACGGCCAAUGCCUUCGAGUCACCCUACGCCCAGAUGGACUCCAAAUCGGCCAAAAUAGCGACGCGGCGGGAGUCGAAUCGUCAGGAUCUUACAUUCCAGGGCUCGGGCUAUACCAUGUCGCCGCUGGGCGUUGCCGGUGUACCCGGAAUGGGCGGCAUGGGAGCGGGUGGAGUGCCCGGUGUGGCGAUGGCCAAGUCCAAGGAGAAGCUAUCCGAUGCCCUCAAGUCCUGCAACGAGAUCCUCAAGGAGCUCUUCUCGAAGAAGCACUCCGGCUAUGCCUGGCCCUUCUACAAACCGGUCGACGCCGAGAUGCUCGGCCUCCACGACUACCACGACAUCAUCAAGAAGCCAAUGGAUCUGGGCACGGUGAAGCGGAAAAUGGACAAUCGCGAGUACAAGAGCGCGCCGGAAUUCGCCGCCGACGUGCGAUUAAUAUUCACCAACUGCUACAAGUACAAUCCGCCAGAUCACGAUGUCGUCGCCAUGGGCCGGAAGCUGCAGGACGUUUUCGAGAUGCGCUACGCCAACAUACCCGACGAACCGGUCGCCAAUGCGGCCCACCAUCAUGGCCACGGCCACGGGCAUGGGCAUGGGCACGGUCAUGGACACGGCCACGGGCAUGGAGGCUAUGGCGGCGCAUCCAUCAAGCACGACGCCAGCGAUUCAUCCAGCGAGGACUCGAGCGACACCGAGAACGAGUCCAAUUCGGACGAGGAGCGCAGCGCCAAGCUGAAGAUGCUCGAAUCCAAGCUCCUGGGCCUGCAGGAGGAGAUCCGCAAGCUGUCCGAGGAGGCCUCCGCCAAGAAGAAGGCCAAGAAGAAGCUCAAGGAGAAGAAGAAGUCGAUGGGCCCGGGCUCGGGCUCUGGAUCGGCUGCCUCGCACCAGGGUGUCGGCGGCAUGGGCUCGGGCGUCGGCGGCGGCGCCGGCGGACAUGCGGGCGGUGUCAACAUGCCCGGCGGUGUGGGCUCCCUCGGACCCGGAGGAGCGGCGGGCGCCAAUCUGUCGGCUCUGCUCACCGGAUCCCUGGUGGGCGCUGGCGGAGCUGGCGUUGGCGGCGUACCCGGCGCCGGUGGAGCGGCCCUCCACAGUCAGGCACACGACGUGGCCAUGGCCUUCGGGCAGCUGGCGGGCGGCGGGGCCGCCGGAGGUGCUGGCUUUGGCACUGGAGUCUCGGCGGUGGGCGGAGCGUCGGGCGGCAAGGCCGGCAGCCUGGCCAAUGCCUUGGCGGCGGGUGCAGCGGCGGGCGCCGGCGGCACCCCGGCCGGUGGCGGCAGCAGUAAAGGUGCUAAAAGCAAGGGCCAGCGCGGCGGCAAGGGCGGCGCGGGCGGCAUCGGCGCAGGUGGCGGCGGAGCUGCUGCGGGCGGUGCUGCCGGUGGAGCGGCAGGAGCAGCAGCCGGCGGCGGUGCAAUGGGUGGAGCGGCCGGUGCCGGCGGUGCAGCCGGCGGCAAUGCGUCCAAGCGGGCCAAGGGCAGCGGAUCGGCGGGAGCCGGCGGUGCCAGUGGCGGGGCGAAUGCCGGCAGCGGUGCGAAUGCCGGUGCCCGCGGCAGCAGCAAGAAGAAGCCCAGCCAGGUGAUGAACUUUGACUCCGAGGAGGAGGACACGGCCAAGCCAAUGUCGUACGACGAGAAGCGUCAGCUCUCGCUGGACAUCAACAAGUUGCCAGGUGACAAGUUGGGCCGUGUGGUGCACAUCAUUCAGAACCGGGAGCCAUCGCUGCGUGACUCCAAUCCCGACGAAAUCGAGAUCGACUUUGAGACGCUGAAACCGUCGACGCUGCGCGAGCUAGAAAGCUAUGUGGCGUCGUGUUUGCGCAAAAAAACACGUAAGCCAUAUUACAAAAAGCCUUCCGGCAAGUCCAAGGACGAACAAAUGGCCGAGAAGAAGCAGGAGCUGGAGAAGCGACUCCAGGAUGUCACUGGCCAGUUGGGUGCCAGCAAGAAAACCUCCAAGAAAGAUGAAUCGGCUUCGAACAAGGUGGAGGCAGUGCAGCCGGCAAAUCCCGUAUCGUCGAGUUCCAGUUCCAGCGAUUCAUCGUCGUCGAGUUCGAGUGAUAGCAGUUCGAGUGACUCGAGCGACAGUGAAGCAGGUGACGGCGACGAGAGACCGCCGCGCAAGAAAAAGUCCCGCGACUCCAAUGGCAGCAAUGUCAAUAAUCCGAACCUAGGCGGCGGCCUAGACGGCAUCACCUCGACCCUGCUCAUGAGCCUGGACAAUGUGCUGAAUCCCAAUGCACCCACAUCACAAAUGUCCAUGCUGGGCAAUGCCAAUCCUCUGACGGCGGCUGCCAUGCUCAACAACAAUAACAAGCUGCCGGGCAGCAAUUUCGGUGGGGCGACCAGCGUGCCCAACAUGCUGCACGCUCCCUCGGUGGCCGGCGGUGCUGCAGGCGGUGUGGCGCCCCACAAGAACGGACCCAACGAUCUGGGCAAGGUGCCGUCUUCUGUCGUCGGCGCUGCAGCCGCCGCUGCCGCCUCUCUACCCCCGCACAACUUCCCAGGAGCUGGAGCCGGAGCUGGCGGCGGCGGCAGCGGCGGCGGCGGAGGAGGCAUUCGGAUAGCCAGCAAUCUGCACAAGCAGCCCGGCGAUCUGGGAGACCACCAUGCAGCACUGGCGGCUGCCCUGACAUCCCUGAGCGGCGGCAAUGGGAACAACAAUGGCAGCACCGGCAGUAGCAAUCCGCUGGAUUCGCUCGCCGCCGGCCUGAAACAGAUUCCACAGUUUGAUGAUCCCGUGGAGCAGUCGCUGGCCUCGCUAGAAUUCAGUGCCGGCACCGGCUCCACGGGCAAGUCUUCCGCCGCCGCGCUGACAGAUAGUUUUCUGAUGCAGCAGCAUCCCAUGCAGCAGCAACAGCAGCCGGCAUUCGGAGGCCACCAGCAGCUGCAGCAGCAAGGAACCCAACAGCAGCAGCAUGGCAUGGACUAUGUUACGGAGCUGCUGACCAAGGGGACGGAUGGUGUGGCCGGGAUGAAUGGCAACCACCUGGCAGGCAUCAACUUCAAUAUGGACAUGGCGGCGGCUGCCUACCAGCAGCAACAGCAGCAGCAACAGCAGAAGCAUCCCCAACAGCAGCAGCAGCAGCAGGCGCACAACAACGGAUUCAACGUGGCCGACUUCAGUAUGGCCGGAUUCGAUGGUCUCAGCACGACGGUGGCCUCGGCACUAAUGGACCUGGAGCACACCCUCCAACAGCAGCAGAUGCAGUUGCAGCAGCAACAGACGCUGCAACAGCAGCAGCAGUCUCUCCAGCAGCAGUCGCUUCAGCAGCAGCAGCAGCACAACCAGCAACUGCAGCACCAGCAGCACAGCCAACAGCUGCAGCCACACCAACAGCAGGGCCAGCAUCAGCUCCAGCAGCAGCAGCCCCAGCACAUCCACCAGCUGCAGCAGCAGCAGCAGCAACAGCAGCAGCAAGUGGCCAACAAGAUGCUCAUCAUACCGAAGCCUAUCGAGUCGAUGAUGCCCAGUCCGCCGGACAAGCAGCAGCAGCAGCAACAGCAGAAGGUGCUGCCGCCCCAGCAGUCGCCAUCGGACCUCAAGCUGCAUCCCGGACAGGCGGCUGCAGCGGCGGCAGCAGCAGCUGCGGCGGCGGCCGCCCAGAAGAACCUGAAGAACGCCAGCUCGUGGUCGUCGCUGGCCUCGGCCAGCUCCCCGCAGAACACGUCGAGCAGCUCGAGCAGCGGCAAGACCAAGCCGGCGAUGGACUCAUUCCAGCAGUUCCGCAACAAAGCCAAAGAACGCGACCGCCUCAAGCUGCUGGAGGCGGCUGAGAAGGAGAAGAAGCACCAGAAGGAGGCAGCCGAGAAGGAGCAGCAGCGCAAGCAUCACAAGUCCUCCUCGUCCUCCAGUUCCAACUCCAGCUCCUCGGCCGCCCAGGCAGCUGCCAAUCAGUCGGCGGCCUCCCAGGCAGCAGCCUCCCAGGCGGCAGCAUCCCAGGCAUUGGCAGCAGCAGCGGCGGCAGUAGCGGCGAUUGCCUCUAGCGGAGCGAAUCCCUCCGGCAGCAGCUCCAGCGGCAGUGAUCGGGACAGGGAACGAGAGCGCGAACGGGAACGGGAGCGGGAAAGAGAGCGAGAGCGCGACCGCGAACGCUCCGGCAGCGGCAACGGCAGCAACUCGGCGAAUAGCAACGGGCCCGGCAGCGCAGGAAGUGACGGCGGCGGCGGAAGGUCGGCUAGCGGCGGAGGCAGUGGCCCGAACAGCGCUGGAGGAGCCGGCGGACCAAACAGCGGCGGCAACGCCGGAAACAACAGCAACAGCGGCCCAGCGCUGGCCAAUGUCAGCAGCAACAGCAACAGUGGCGUGGGCAGCGGCGGUGCUGCCAGCAGUAACAGCAACAGCAGCGUGGGCGGCAUCGUGGGCAGUGGCGGCGGCCCAGGCUCCAACAGCCAGGGCAGCAGUGGCGGCGGGGCCCUCGACUACGGUCAGCAGGUGGCCGUCCUGACACAGGCCGCGGCCCAAGCCCAGGCCCAGCAUGUGGCCGCCGCUGUAGCUGCCCAAGCCAUACUGGCUGCCUCGCCUCUGGGCGCCAUGGAAAGCGGAAGGAAAAGCGUUCACGACGCACAGCCACAGAUAUCGCGGGUGGAGGACAUCAAGGCGUCGCCGGGCGGGCAGGGACAUAGCUCGCCGGCGCAGCAAUCGCCGCAGGAUCGGGCGGCCGCCAAGCGCGCCGAGCAGCGGCGGGCCGAGCAGGAGCGGCGCAGGCGCGAGGCAAUGGCUGGCCAAAUCGAUAUGAACAUGCAGAGCGAUCUCAUGGCUGCCUUCGAGGAGACGCUGUAGGCCAAGGCCCUGCGAAGGGUCAGCUCUAAGACGAAGUCGAACUCGUCAUCCUCAUCCUGCACCACUACCACCACUACCACCACCUGCAUCUCCGCCGGAGCCCAAAAGAAGCAGCGCCGUUUCAAGCGGCACCAGCAUCAGCAUCAGCAUCACUGAACCGAAAACCAAGGACAACAGCUGCGAUAGCAAACUGGCUAGGACAACGACGGCAGUUCCAAAAAGGAAUUGUUAAAACAAGCAAGAUACCAAUACCAAUACCAACCAAUCAAUCAAUCAAUCAAUGAUUGGUACCAACCAAGUAACCAUCCAGGAAAUAAACAAAAAAAAAGCUAAUAAGCGAGAGACAAAGAAAAAAAUAAGCAAUGUUCUAAGGCGUAAUUAAAAAAUACGUACAUUUAGUGAGUAUCUAUAUAUAUGCAUGCCAACAUAUACGGAAGAGGAAGAGGAGCAGGAUCAGCAAGGAUGCAAGGACCCAGCAGCAUGAGGAGCAGCCACAGCAGCGGCAACAUUAACAGAAAAAGGCAAAUUUCCUUUGGUUAGCAAUUGAUUCUUCACAUAACAUAUAUAUAUAUAUCUAUAUAUAUAUAUAUGAGUUUUUUUUUUUUUUUUAACACAUAACUUACGAUUAUUAAGAUUACAAUGAUCAUAACGAUAAUGUUUAUAAUUAUGAUUAGCAUGAUGAUGUGAGGACCGUGGAGAUCCCAAUGCUUAUUAAUGUUUAAUAUUAUUGAUUGCCUAGGCAUGUUUAGUUAGUAAGUUUAAAGUCUAAUUGAAAAAGAA
Molecule: messenger RNA, 7833 nt
Organism: Drosophila bipectinata
Lineage: Eukaryota; Metazoa; Arthropoda; Insecta; Diptera; Drosophilidae
Gene: fs(1)h
Product: female sterile (1) homeotic
Biological process (GO): regulation of DNA-templated transcription; chromatin remodeling
Cellular component (GO): nucleus; chromatin
Source: RefSeq, a predicted model, not a curated record